This is a messenger RNA of Dracunculus medinensis (Guinea worm), 348 nucleotides long. The record is from the annotation of a GenBank genome assembly. NCBI's taxonomy places the organism in Eukaryota, Metazoa, Nematoda, Chromadorea, Rhabditida, Dracunculidae.
AUGUCAGCGAUUUCGAUACGUGAUGAUGGCCACUUUAUUUUGCGUAUUCAUGUUAAACCAAACGCUAAGCAAUCACAAGUGGUGGAUGACGCUCGAAUAUCAGACUAUCAGACUUUAUUUUUAGAAAUUGGAGAGGAAGAAGUGAGCGUCGCUAUUGCUGCACCUGCAAUAGACAACAAAGCAAAUGAAGAACUUUUACGUUUUAUAGCCAAAACACUCGGCAUAAAGAAGAAUGCGAUCAACAUCGAAGCUGGUUGCCAUUCGAGAACGAAAACUAUUCUAGUGAAAUCGACUAAGCUGACAUUGGAUCAAUUACACGAAAAGUUAACAGAAGGACGAAAAGAUUAG